GUAUUCUUCAUUUCCGCUUGUUUACACCUCGUACGUGUCCGACUUGUGUCAGGAACUGUUAAUAAGGAUGCAGCUACAGGAAAAAAUGUCAUCGGAAGUGAUACCGGCGUGCGACACUUUGAGGAUCCUUCAUCUGCCCCCGCAAUUGUCCGACAGUCGGCGCAAUUCGUUGCUACAAAGAUAUGGUGCGAUAAAAACCAGGACGCUACGACGGUCCAGCAAGUACACAGUCACCUUUGCCAAGUUUGCAUCCCAGGAAUUGGCGACAGAAGCACUGCUGCAUUUGCAUCAGUUAAAUGUUAAAGGACGAUAUCUGUCGGUCGAGUAUGCCAAAAAGUCGAUACCAGCCGAGCUUUCAGAACUGGAGCCUCAGAAUGAACCACCUGCAGACAGUGAUGUUAAAGCUAAAACUACUAGUAAAGCCGAUCUCCAGGCCUUCCAAAGGAAGCUGAACAGUUGGACCAUGAAUCAUGUGUUUAGUCAACCACCUCCGCCAAAUAUAAGAUACAAGUAUAUAGCACCCACGAGGAAUACACUGAUGAGGAUAGCUAUACAACUGUUGAAGGAGCCAACCUUUUAUACACAGGUGUUGCAUUUAAUGAAUAAAAUGAACUUACCGCCUCCUUUUGAGGAAUUGGAAGAAGAGUUUCCCAUGCUGAAGGAAGUAUACAACAUGGAGAAAUACAGAAAUAUCUUUGGCAACAAAAUUACCGAUGCGUUGUAUGAACGUGUGAAUGGAGAGGAAGAAGAAGAAGAAGAAGAGGAAUCUGAAAUAGAAUCAGACAGAGAAGACAACACAAGGCCAGCGGUAAUCAUCCCUGUUAAGAGGAAACGGCCGCAGCCUACGAGGCGUUUGAAAAUCCCAAAGUUCGUCAAUCCCGCCAAAAACAUCGCGGCACCUUCGUCCACGCAAAAAGUCUUCAGACCGGAAGAUAUGUUCGAAUCGGUUCAACUCGGGGAAGCUAAGAAUCUCAAGAUCGAACUGAAGACCCUGGACAAAUCCUUAGACGCAGCAUCCAUCACCUCUCAAGACAGCGCUGUAGCGGUAGACGGCGGAUUCGGCCUGAUAUUCCCAGCUACCAAGUCUACCGAAGACGCAAAGGACACCGAGGCGAGUGUGGAAAAGCCAAAGAACAAGUUUAUAACCACAGAGGAGUUGGAAGCCAACAGAAUUUCUGCCAACGAUCAGAGGGUGCUCCCUGUGUUCAAGAAUUAUCAUCCGGGCAAACCUUCCAACCGUCUCUACAUAAAGAAUCUCGCGAAACAAGUGGAGGCCAAGGACCUACAUUAUAUUUACCAGAGAUAUGUUAUCGCGGGUCUGAAAGACGCAGAGAACGAAUACGACAUGCGACUUAUGCAGGAGGGCAGGAUGAAGGGACAGGCUUUCAUCACGUUGCAGAAUAACGUACAGGCGCAAAUGGCCCUCGACGAAACCAACGGAUACAUAUUAAAAGACAAGCCUAUGGUUGUACAGUUUGCCAAAGUGGCCAAAAGCUAACACAGACUGUCUCCUCGUUUCAGUAUAAUCCUAACUUAUUUCUUAACGUGGCUGUGUAAAAUUUAACGAUAAGCUCGCUCUUUGUACUCUUGAGAAUAAAACGAAGACACUGUA
Molecule: messenger RNA, 1612 nt
Organism: Harpegnathos saltator (Jerdon's jumping ant)
Lineage: Eukaryota; Metazoa; Arthropoda; Insecta; Hymenoptera; Formicidae
Product: RNA-binding protein 40
Exons: 5
Coding region: 68-1498 (476 amino acids)
Biological process (GO): mRNA splicing, via spliceosome
Cellular component (GO): U12-type spliceosomal complex
Molecular function (GO): pre-mRNA intronic binding; U12 snRNA binding
Source: RefSeq, a predicted model, not a curated record